Messenger RNA from Esox lucius (northern pike), 2090 nucleotides. RefSeq names its product cell division cycle 37, HSP90 cochaperone. Gene Ontology annotation, molecular function: protein-folding chaperone binding; heat shock protein binding; protein kinase binding. The record is from RefSeq and is a predicted model, not a curated record. The transcript is spliced from 8 exons. Lineage: Eukaryota; Metazoa; Chordata; Actinopteri; Esociformes; Esocidae. Gene Ontology annotation, cellular component: cytoplasm. Bases 281 to 1414 code for a protein of 377 amino acids. Gene Ontology annotation, biological process: protein stabilization; protein folding.
ACGUAGAUACUUUGAAAACGUCAGAACGGAACAUACAGGGUUGCCUUUUGGUUAGCUCUAGCUAGUACUAAAUUUCCCACUGUUGUUGUUGUUCAGAAAUAAGUAAUUAUAAUAACAAGCUUGCUUAUUAUUUCAUAUUUAAAGAUUGCAGCCUGAUAGCUAGUUACACGUUCACUGUAACUUACUAUCAAUAGACACGUAUUUGUUGUUAUACCUGGUUGAACGAGCUUCUGCAAGCGAAUAAUUUAUCCAGCUAGCUUGCUAAAUAGAGAUAGCUAGAAUGACAAGUAGGAUAGAUUACAGCGUGUGGGACCACAUUGAGGUUUCAGAUGAUGAAGAUGACACUCAUCCAAACAUCGACACUCCCAGCCUUUUCAAAUGGAGACACGAGGCACGUGUGGAACGAAUGGAGCAGUUUAUGAAAGCUGGUGAGGACCUGGAGAAGGGGCUGGCUGAAGCCAGGCGUAAGUUGACUGAAGCUCAAAAAAAGACGAAGAAUCUGUCCAGUUCAGCCACGGACGACGCCAAAGCCGAGCUGAGUAAGGCGCAGGCUGAGGAAAAGAAACUUAAGAAAGAGGAGCGAGAUUGGGAAAAGAAACUAGAGGACCACCGACGAGAGGAGAAGAAGAUGCCAUGGAAUGUGGACACCCUGUCCAAAGAGGGCUUCAGCAAGAGCAUUAUGAACAUUAAGCCUGAUGUGAAGGAGGAGACUGAAGAACAAAAGGAGCAGAAACACAAGACCUUUGUAGAGAAGUAUGAGAAACAGAUCAAGCACUUUGGUAUGUUGAAGCGCUGGGACGACAGCCAGAAAUACUUAUCGGACAACCCUCAUCUGGUGUGUGAGGAAACCGCCAACUACCUGGUCAUAAUGUGCAUUGACCUGGAGGUGGAAGAGAAAAAAGCUCUAAUGGAGCAGGUUGCCCAUCAGACCAUUGUGAUGCAGUUCAUCCUGGAGCUGGCUAAGAGUCUGAAGGUUGACCCCCGCGGCUGCUUUCGUCAGUUCUUUGCCAAGAUAAAGACUGCCGACCAGCAGUAUCAGGAUGCCUUUAACGAUGAGCUGGAGUCCUUCAAAGAGAGGGUGCGUGGCAGGGCCAAGAUCCGCAUUGAGAGGGCCAUGAAAGAAUAUGAAGAGGAGGAGAGGCAGAAACGUCUGGGGCCUGGAGGACUUGACCCUGCCGAGGUGUACGAGACCCUUCCUGAGGAGAUGCAGAAAUGUUUUGACGAGAAGGACAUUGCCAUGCUGCAGACUGUCAUCACCAAGAUGGACCCAACGGAGGCCAAAGUUCACAUGAAGAGAUGCAUUGACUCAGGCCUUUGGGUUCCGAACUCGAGGACAGAUGAGGGAGAUGACAAGGAAGAAGACGCCACGUAUGAAGAGCUGAACAAGGAGAUGGGACAACAGAAGAUAGAAUGAUUCACAUUCAGGGACUUUAUGAUAGUGUUAUUUUCAUCAAUGUAUUCCUCCCUUCUUGCUACUCCCAAUGGUUUUUUUUUUUUUGUUUGGUUUUUUUCUCAGUGGAUUUGUUGUUAAAGUUUUGGAACAGUGUCAUGUACACCGUGUGUGUACAACAAUAUCAAACCAAUAUCAUUUGUUGAAUGCUUUUCUCUUUUUUUAAACAAAGUUCUUGCUUGGCAUCAUUUGUGCACACGUAUGUAUGUGUAAGUUUAUUACUUGACCUGGGGGAACCAGAAGUCCUAAGGUAAGCAUACGCUUGGUUUUGGGUUGAGGUUUGUUGUUAGUGAUAAGGAUAAAUAGGAUUUUGAUUGGAAAAUAAUUUUGGUCCUCAGGAGUACAGUAAAACAAGAAUAAUUUUGGUCCUCAGGAGUACAGUAAAACAAGAAUGAGUGUGGGCUAAUAUUUUGGCUUCCUUCCUUGUUUUAUUUUGAUGUUUUUAGUAGCUCCUGGGAAUAUAGAAUUUCUCUUUCACAUCUGUUUCUAUAUGUGUAGGGAUACCAAGUUGAUUUGAUUUGUAGGGGCAAAAGAAUCAUACCAUAAUGAUAUAACGUGAUAGUAUGUAAACAACAUCCAUCUGGGAUAGUCUAGGAAUAAGGCUGAACUUGUGAGCUAAUAUAGACUAUUUUGAAUUGUA